AUGAGCCGCGAAAAAACUAAGGCCGCCCAAUAUAUCCAGCAGCUAGACGACGCCCGCUGCGAGGGGAAUUGGGAAGCCGUGCCGGAGUUGGUGAGGAAGGUCAGGAAACAUGCGCCUCAGCGGGCCUGCCUGGCAUUGACCGCAGAAUCCGAAUAUGAAGUUACCCAAGCCUCUCAUCACCUAAGUACCGCCCGACCUAAUACCUCUGCAACUGGCGGCUCUUCCCAAUCUCCGAGCUUUUCUCGUCACAUACCAUUGCUGUUAGAGGCUAUCGAGCAGGAGAAGACGUUUCUGGAGGAUGGAUUCCAGGCGCAAGUUUGUCUGGGCUGGUUACAUUGGCAAUUGGGGGAGCUGUCACUAGCAGCUGCGAGACUUCCGAAGAAUAUUGAGCAGAAGUUUUCGCAGUUUGAUGGUACCAACCAGGAAUCCGGAGAAUGGACGAAAGUAUGUGCUCUGAAGGCAUCUUAUAUUAAAGGACAGUCCCAGGGGAGAGGAGGUGCUAUUAUGGAUGCGCUGGACACUUUCGAAUCGGGGCUUCCGUUACUGUGGAGCGUUUUUUCCUGCCCAAAGCAAGGAAAGGAACUUCGACUAUGGACAGAAUUAUACUUGACAGGGUUCUGCGUCCUGUCCAGCCAGGCUGUCAAGUCGAAGGUCUCGUCCCUCUUGGAGACCGAGACACUAUCUGCAUUCAGGGCAUGGGCAAGAUUUUGGGAGAUUCAAGGCUCGGUACCCACAGGGGGCCAGGCACCGCAAGCUGAAGUCUCUCGAAGGCUGGUUUGGAAGGAAUACUACAUCACAAUUUCGGAUCUGCUGGAGCAGGACUUGCCGUUUCCAACCACAGCCCUCACAACUGCCUAUGUUGAAACUUCUACAAGACUCCAGCAAAGAGCCGAGUUGAAAGGAGUGGAGGCAAAAUAUGAGACACUGCUACUGAGCGAGGUCCAGUUCCCCAAAGCUGAUGAGGCUGGAGAAGAGGUCGAGACCUUCGUAGAAAUAGCUAUGCAGAAUUGGCGCAUCCUAUGUGGCAGUGGCUGGAGGGAGCAUGAUCUUGGGGAGGGGGGCGCCGAAGCGGUUAGUAGAGGUGUCCUGGACAUUCUCUACCGGGCUGCAACCAAGACAUUCCACUCCACGGCAAUUUUACGCCAUCUUUUUACCGUUCAUCUUGCUGUGGCAGAAUUUGACCUGGCUUUCAAAGCAUUCGAUACGUAUCUCGAUAUUGUCAAGAAAGGCAAGGCUCGGGUCGAGAAGACUGGGGAGCCGGAGCAUGGACUUGAUGACGACGAGACCGUACUGAAGGCAAUGUCUGAAUGUAUCAAGGCGUUGUGUCGAUACGGCUCACAUGACGGUGCAGAGAAGGCAAAGGAACUUGGCCAAUUCUUUGAAGGUUGGUUGGAUAAACACCACCCGAUUGAUCAACGGCAUGGCCAUGACCAUAUACUCGAGAACCGAGAAACCGCGGAACCGAGCAAUCCUGUCUCACCGAGAAUCUUUGCAUUAGCAUGGCGCUCCAUUGGAAUCUCUUAUGCUCAAUGGGCACGAUUCACCUAUGAAGCACCAUCCAGAUCUGACAUUCAAUUGCAUGCGAUCAGAUGUCUUCGUAACGCUCUUCUUCCACAGUAUGAGAGUACGGCAGAUGUUGAGACCCUGUUCGCUUUAGGCACCAUUCUAGCUGAGCGGAGAGAACUGCCAGCUGCUAUCGAAGUGGUCAAAACUGGUUUAAUGCGACGCUCAUCCACCGACGCCGCGAAUUUUCUGGGCCCGCAUCCCGGACGCUUCGCCAGAGAGCGAUCAUUGAUACCACUAUGGCAUCUUAUGGCUUUACUGCUCAGUGCUCGGCAUGAAUUUGCCACCGCUGCGAGGUCUUGUGAGGGUGCAUUUGAACAGUUCCAAGACUCAAAAUCUCUUUUCGGCGAACCAAAUCUCAACGGCACGUAUAGGAGUGCUCAUUUGAACGAAAAUUCAAGUUCAAGUCAGCAGGGUGUUGUCGAUGACAUGGAUGAUUUCGAAAAAGAGGGCAUUCUGGAGGUGAAAUUAACCCAACUCGCAAUUAUUGAAGUGCUUGAAGGCCCGGAGGUUGCAGUAAACGCCAGCGAUGAGCUUCUGAGUUUGUUCACCAGGCUUUUUGGUGAUCCCUCGAAAGAUUCGGCGCCUUUGGCCUUACCUACUACAGCCUUGGUGGCACCUCAAACUCAUGCUGGGACAAUCAGAAGUGGUAGAGGCAGUAUUUUCGGGCGAUCACUUCGAAAGACACAGAUAAGUGCAUCGGCGAUCAACGAGACACCUGGCUCCCUUCCGAGGCCACAAACCACCCAUACGAUUGGAGGCAUUGCCCCGACAAUCCAGGUCACUAAUGCCACCGGUAGUGCAGCGAAGCAACACAACGAGAAGCUGAAAAAGCGGAGCGAUAGUCUUUCGAAAAAAACCGUGACGAAUAGAACCAGGAGCAUCAGCAAAGCGAGCAGGCGAGAUGGUAGUGGGGCGAAUGUCUAUGGCGCUGUAGACGACGAGAACAUUUUCGGCCCUCCAGCGGAUUCCCAAGUACACGACCAAACGUUUUCUAGAGAAGGACAAGGAAAAUUCGGACGUGCUACUUCUAUAAAAAGCUCAAAUAAAUCGAGUAACCCACGACAAUCGCCUCCUAAUGCGCAUCAGAUAACACAAAUAGAGCCAUCACUGCAAGCCGCCCAUACAACCCAGGGCUUUUCACAAGGUGUUCGCCUAUCAAAGGCAUCUCCUUACGCAUUUUCGACGACGCCCGUGACCCGGUUCUCGAAGAACCAGGAGAGAAGACGCAGAAUAGCCAUUUUGGUGAAGGUCUGGCUUCUCAUUAGCGGAUUUUACCGUCGUGCAUCAAUGUAUGAAGAUUCAAAAGGAGCCCUCGAGGAAGCUGAGAAUCUGGUUCGACAGGCCGAAGCAGAUGUGUCAAAUGACACGACAGGCAGCUUUUCUAUAAGCCAAGCAGGAUGGGGAGGUGGCAAAAGUAUAAAGCAACUUUGGGGUGAUGUCUUCGCUGAGCGCGGCUAUCUGGCUCUUGCAGAAAGCGAUCCGUACAGUGCACUCGCGCUUUUCGAAACUGCCCUCACACACUUCGCAGAUCACCCUUCGGCCAUUGUGGGCCUAUCCAACAUUCUUCUGGAUAUCUACACCGAAGAUCUUCUUCCGCCACCUGCUAUUCCAAGUCUUGUUCUUCCGGGCCCUUUGGACAUACCUUCCUCCUCCACCCUCAAUACCUCAUCCAUAUCCUCGACCCCAUUGACGACUCAGCCACCUCCUCACAAACAUUCAUCUACCCUUCCCUCACGCCCAAGUGGACCCCUAGGUCUUUCUCCCGCAAGGCCUGUGACAAACCCCACCGAUAGCCACAUAGAAGCUGCUACCCCCGAUCCCAUCUCAUCUGGCCUAGUUCAGCGCGGCUACAGAGAAGCGUCCACUGCUCUCCUAGACCGUCUUGCAGCCCGCGACAGAGCCUAUGGGCUCCUUACUGCUUUGACAAAACUCGGUACGGGAUGGAACUACAGUGAAGCCUGGUUCGCUCUUUCUCGAGCCUACGAGGAAGGUGGCCAGCCCGACAAAGCCCGAGAAGUUCUCUGGUGGUGUGUAGAACUUGAGGAAGGGAGGGGAGUCAGAGAUUGGGCUAUUGCUGGUGGAGCAGGAUAUGUUCUGUAA
Drepanopeziza brunnea f. sp. 'multigermtubi' MB_m1 is the source of this 3666-nucleotide messenger RNA. RefSeq lists its product as uncharacterized. NCBI's taxonomy places the organism in Eukaryota, Fungi, Ascomycota, Leotiomycetes, Helotiales, Drepanopezizaceae. Gene Ontology annotation, molecular function: protein binding. The record is from RefSeq and is a predicted model, not a curated record.